GAUGUUGACUAAGCGAGGCCUGUCAUGGUUGAAGCAAAUUAAAGAGUCACAUGGUUCUGUUGCUCUCACAACUAUGGUUCAAGUUGAAGCAAUCAAUUCCUCUGGUAUUUACUACAUUGCAGAUAGUGAAAAAACUAAAGAAAAUAAACAUGUAGACAAUGGCGUUAAAUUGUGCCUUGAGAAUUUAGUAUCCCUAGUUGUUCCCAAAGACCAAAUUAAGAAUAGAGACGAAAAGAUUUAUAGCUUGGAAGAAGUAAAGGAUGUUCAAAGUAAAUUGAUGUUGAUUGCUGGGAAAGCAGAAAAUGGAAAGGAGGAGGUUGACCGGUUUAACCAGGUUUGUAUUAUACAGAUGAUUGCGAAAAAUAUAGAAGUUAAAAAACAGGGUGUAUACUGUAUCUUUGUUGAUUACAGUGAGCUUCGAAAAUUCAAUCUAAGAGAUAAUUUUGGUUUAGUAGAACCAAUAAUAUGGCUGUUUAAAAUGGCAUCUGAUUCACCAAAUUAACAAUUAAGAUUAUGCACCAGUUGUGCUAAAUAUUAAAACGUUUGAGAGCCUUUUAUACUUUAAACAGCCAUAACAUUGAUUUUGCUAGACAAAUUGUAAUAAUCAUCAAAAUUUAUCUCUUGUAUAUAACUUUCGAUGUCUACUAAUAAGAUCUUUAAAAAUCGCCAUGUAGUCUGUGUGUUGUGACCUCCAAAAGUGCCUAGAAAACGAUUUUCAUUGAGCAUGACUUGGAUCUGAAAUAUUUUUACGGGAACUAACAUUUUCGAACACGCUGAGUUGAAAUCCGAAAAGUACCCGCUCCGUAGACCCGCAGUUUUCUCACAAACUGCUAUUUUAUCUUCAUUAAUUUCACGGCAAGUUUUUUCAUUGUUCAACGACACGGAUCAAUGAGGAUACACGAUUAUGUCACUCAAAAGGACCAAUUUCUAUUAACAAAUCUUCCUUUUUACAAAAGACCGGUUUUGCUCAAUCAUUUGGAGUUAUUUAAUCUUAUGCAUGCGUGUUGGAAGUAAACAACAUAUCUUUUCUACAACUUUGAAAAAGUACGGAUAACUUUUUCCAAAAUCCUUAGUUUUCAAAAUUACAAGGACGUUAAUGUUGAGUCUUUGGGCUAUGUAUGUCUCUGGGGCUGAGAAAUAAUUCCUUACAUGCGAUCGAAAUGUUUUAUACAAACGGUAAUCUUAUGUACUGGAUCAGCAUUUGAAUUUCUAACACAGUUUAUGACACAGUUUACGUCUUUUACCAGCAAAUAACCCAUCGACAAUAUUUCAUUUUAGUGUUGUCUUUGCCGUUUCGUUGGCUUCGCGUUACUUUUGUUUUAAAUACCUUGAUCGCGUUGAAAGAGUUAUUUUUCAGGCCAGUGAUUUCCUUGUGAUUUUAUAGAGAUAUCUCUAGAACUGAGAAUUUUAGAAAACGUUAUCUGUAUCUUCUCAAAGUUGUAGACAAGAUAUGUUGUUUACGUCCAACACGCAUAAGAUUACAUAACUCAAAAUGAUUCCAGUAAAACGGUUUUUUGUUAAAAGGAAGACUGAUUAACAGAAAUUGGUCCUUUCGAUGGAGUGACAUAAUCGUGUGUCGUCAUCGAUUCGUGUCGUUGAACAAUUAAAAAAUUUGUCGUGAAAUCAGUUAAGAUAAAAUAGCAGUUUGUGAGAAAACUGCGGGUCUACGGAGCGGCAACUUUUCGGAUUUGCACUCAGCGUGCUUUAAAGUGUUAGUUCCCGUAAAAUAUUUCAGAUCCAAUACAUGCUAAAUGAAAGUGGACGAUAACGGGACACAGCGGCCAUGGAACACAUAAAACUUGCAUAAAACUGCAUUAAACUGUUUAUGAGUCCUGAAUUUCUUAGCUUUCUCGAGCUCUUGGCUGUUCUUGUUGCUAUUAUAACAAUUACAAUGUUUUAUUAUGGCCGAUGUUUUAUAGUUCCAUGUCAUUAACUCUAAAAACGUUGGUUUUCCCACUUAAAAGUAAACUUGCACAGAGAAUUUAAAUUGGCUAAAAAAAUAACCGAAUUUAUUAAAUGGAAACUGGAGUUUGCCAAUGUUUCUUAAAUUAGCUAGCUUGAAGUCGAACGAUUGCAUAGAUUAUAUCCUCAUUGUUUCCAUCAACAUUUUCCACAUUUUUGUAACGUUAAUGUAAAAAUAAUGUUUCAUUCGAAUUAUCUGAAUAGCAAUUAUGCACCCUAAAAAAGUUUAUUCAAAAAUGGUCAACUUUUUAUUGCUGAAAGGAACAUGAAGCAAAUCAUGAGUAAUUAUGACCAUUUAACUGUAAUGGUACAAAUCGAUCAUUCUGAUGUUUGUAAUAUUUCAGGUUUUUGAAGGAAUACUCAGAGUAAGUCAGUUAUACUUGCAACUUUGUGAAGUUGGUGAAAUCAACUACCUAACAUGGAAAACAAAAUUUCAAUGCAGUAAAAAUGAAAGCUAUAGAGAAGAGUUGUUAAAGAACAUUGAUGAAACCUGUGAAACAAUGGAAAACGAGUUGAAGCAAUGGAAGAAAAACAUAAAUGGUAAAAGACGCAAGUGCUAUUCCUUGAACCAUUUUACAAUGAAACAGAUUUUGAAAUUGAGAAAAGACUUAGCAAAAGCUUGCAAUGGCCAGGUGGCGAUCGACAAACUACCAUUACAGACGUUUAUGCUCCUAGAAGCUGUUAACAAGACUAUUGAUCCUCGGCUUCUUGCAGAUGUUUUAACAACAACGAUACCUGAGAACUUGAUAUUUUUGACAGAGGAAGGGUUUAAAGAUGAACAAAAAUAUUUUGCAAGCAACACAGAAGGAAAGAAAAUUCUGAUAGAAAAUGUCGAAGAGGAAAUGGAUGUGAUAGAGCCAAUCGUGCGAAGACGGAAGAAUGCUCUUGAAACAUUUACUAGUGCAAAAGAGACUCUUGAGGGCAUGUCCAUGAAUUAUACUGAAGAAUAUUUACUAGCUGCUUUACAACAUUGCGGUCGGCGUGCAACAGAAGACGAGCUUGUUGCCUGGGUUGCCUCUGAUGAUUAUAAUGAAGAAACUGUUACGAUGUUGUGUGAAAGAGCUAAGAAAGACCCACACUUAUCAGAUCUAGUUACAUAUGUGUUUGGUCCAGAAUGCCAGGCUGUAAAUGACGAGGAAACAUUUUUGAGUAAUACGACUACAAAUGAAAGGUAAA
Molecule: messenger RNA, 3138 nt
Organism: Paramuricea clavata
Lineage: Eukaryota; Metazoa; Cnidaria; Anthozoa; Malacalcyonacea; Plexauridae
Source: the annotation of a GenBank genome assembly